UGAAUAUUUACGAGCAAAAGGAUUCGUCCCAAAACAUUGGGUCUAUGUCUGUCAGACAGCAGAUGUUAUUUUUGCUACAGAAAACAAAGAAUGAAGCUGAUUGGGACCUCUCUGAUGACCCAGAUAACCAAAAUAUGAGUGUAGGUGAAGCAGGAAGCCAGACAAAUCAAAAUGAGGAUCUUGUGAUAAAGAAUUACAAUGAUGAGUUUGAAGAGAUGAGGAAAUAAAGAGAGAAAGUAUGAACUCGAGAAUAAACCUAUGAGAUAUCGGCUCAUGGCUGAUUCCUUACAUCAAUAUACUCCGAUAAAAAGAAACAAGUUUGUGGAUAGAAAGAGAAACUUGAUGUCUGAGAAAGACGAUUCUUUAUGUGCAUGUCAGCCCCCUACUAAGAGAAAUAACAAAUAAAAAGAAGAAAGGCAAUGAUAAUAAUCAAGUGUCUUUUGAAUGUAUGAACAAGUGUAUUAACCGCUGUGUAUCUACAGAAUGCUAUGUAAGAACCUGACCUUCUGAAAAUUACUGCCGAAACCGUUGUUUUCAAUUGUAUCAAUAUGCAAAUGUCUACCCUGUGAAAACAGAUCACAAAGGAUGGGGGCUAUGCGCUGGUGAAAAGAUUAAGAAAGAAACCUUCGUCAUGCAGUAUGUUGGUGAAGUCUUUUCCACAGAUUCCGAAUUUGGUAAAAAGAGAAUGGAACAGUACAAUAAAUCAAAUGUCUCAUAUCUCAUGAAAUCAGGAGGAAAUGAAGUUAUUGAUGCUACUUACUACGGAAAUGCAGCCAGAUUUAUUAAUCACUCUUGUGAGCCAAACUGAGAAACUCAGAAAUGGAACGUUCUUGGAGAAAUCUGAGUAGGAAUAUUCACCCUCAGAGAUAUUGAAGAAGGAGAAGAACUUAACUUUGACUAUCAAUUUGAUUGCUACAACACCCCAUAUUCGAGAUGAUACUGUGGAACUGAGAAAUGUAAAGGAUUCUUAGGAAUUCGACCAAUGAACAAAGACCAAGAGAAAGAAUUAGAAGAUAAUCUUGCGUGUAAAAUUUGUAAAAAGGUAAAAGAUAACGAUAUUCUGCCUGAUGGUACUAAAGGAAUCGAAAGAGUGAAUAAGUUUACGUAUCAAAAAUCAAACAGAAUCGAAAACCCAAUGUACAUCAUCUGUAAUGGCUGCAAAUAUUCGUUCCAUCUGCAAUGAAUCAAACCGAAAAUUACUAGAAAAAGACUACAGAACCCAGACUUUGAAUUCUUCUGAAAGUCAUGAGAGAAGGAGUUAAAGGGGACUAAGAAAAGAGGAAGAAAGAGAAAGAGGCAGAUUAACGAAAACUCUGAAGAAUAUCAACCAUCCAAAAUAGAUAACACCAGUGAUAGAGAAAUAGAUUUUGAUAGUGACCAAGGCGUGGUCAGGAUAAAAAUGGAUGAAGACUCUCCUAAGAUCCAGACCCAAAAUAAGCGUAAGAAAUAAGAAGUAUAAAGUUGUUAUAAACCCUGCUAUCUUAGUCGAUGAUACCAUGCGCGGAGAGAUUGAUAGGACGAAUACUAUCGUGGUGUCGGAAAGCGGGAAGGAUAGUAGCAGUGAAGAAGAGAGAAUAGAGAAGGAUGUUACCAUGAAGGAAGAAGAUAAUAAGGUAGUCAUAAAGAAUACAGAUGGAUCGCCUCUGGUUCAAGAGAAGGGUUCAAAUAAGAUAUUUGAAACUGAUUGAUACCUUAGCCCAAGGUAUUGACAGAUUUUGGAUCGACUUAUACAUGCAGAAUUCGCGGCUUUAGAGAAAGAAACUGAGGAAUUUGAUGCUAAGUGGGAGAGACAAAAAUAAAAUCAAACCUAAAGCAAAGAUCUUUAAAAGGUACUUUAACUUUAGCUACCUCCUUGCUAAAAGACUAAAGGCUAAGAUUAGUUCUCGAAAGUUUAAAUAUAUGUCACUCGAGAAGGAAAAUGACAAUGUCUCUCAAAAUAUGUUGGAUUCAGAAAGAGAUAGCAACUUUGAUGAUGUUACAACCUCCCCACUAAAGAAGGUAAACUCUACUAUUCUCUCAGAACCAGAAAAGCUUAAAAAGAAGGCUCUCUCAAUGUGCUCACCUAAGAUCACCGGAAAAAGAGGUCGAAGAAGUAAAAGGAAGAUUCUGGAUAAUAACAAUAGUCUAGAAAAGAUUAAAGAAGAAUCUAAUGAAGAGACUAUCAAAGAAGAAGUUCCUCAACAGAGUCAGAAGCAAAGAUUCGACCUUGGUGACUCCAGUCUUUACGAUCAAGACGAUGGAAUAGACGAACCUCAAGAAAUAAUCAACUUAAGAAAUAUGAAUCCAGAGUUAAAGAAAGAAGAUAGCUUUAUUGCAAGCCAGAUUGGAGCCCGUAAAGAUUCCAAUAUUGACAUAAAUAUGGACGAAGCGAACCCCAUGGAAGAUGAAGUGCAGAGAAUGUUCAUGGACAAGAAAGUAUCAGAUAACGACUUCUUCAGAAGACAGUCUAGUAUCUCAGACUUUAGAUUCUUAAGAAAAGAUAGUUUUGUUUCUAGAAACAGUGAUGUGAACAACCAGCUUGAUAAUCAAAUUGACAAUAGAUUUGAUAACCAGCUAGAUAAUCAGGUUGAGAACCAGCCAGAUAACCGACUAGAUAAUCAACUAGACAAUCAGUUUACGAGUAAGAUCCAUAAUCAGGUUCCAAUCCAGCUUGAGAAUCAAAAUAUUGAUAUGGAUGACAUUCUGAAUGAGGAUGAUCAAGACUCCGAAGAUUUCCCCAUAGAAGAUAUUAAAAUAGAGAACACAAGAUCUCUGAGCAUGAAAGUAAUCCCUUCACUUGGGAGAAAUCUUCUCGACAACAAACCCAACAGAGAGAUAGAUACUAAAGAAGAAUUCACAUUCAAAAAUGAUAAGAAGAGUGUCAGCCAUCUUGAUAAACACUCUUCAAGUAACAGCUCUAUGAAAGUAGAUAGUGAGUCUUCCUCUUCUAACAAGGAAGAAUCAAAUGAUGAUGUUCAAGAGCAUGAUUCCGACCAUUCUGAUGAGAGUGAUCUUUUAAAAGAAGAGGUUAAACUAACACCCCAGAAAAAGAACAGGAGUGGGUUAAGAAAAGCUAAUACUGAAAUACUCCCUCCUAUAAGAAACCAGCCAGCUUCUCAGAACAUUAAAGAAAGCAUUAUUAAGGACCAAGGAAAAGAGGAUACUUCAAUGCCUUUUAAGAAUAUCGACUUGAAAGACCUGGAUGAUAUUCAAAUUCCCAUGAAAAAGAGCAUCAGUGGGAUGCAUAUCAAUUCCAAAAAGAAUGAUGAACUCGACAAAUUGGUUAAAGAGCAUAAAGAUAUUGAUGAGAUCAGAGACAAAAAGAACAAGAAAGAUAUUAUGAAGCAUUUCAAUAUGAUCAAAGUCAAGACUUAUAGCCAGCAAGAUCCUUUGUUAAAUGGCCAAGCAAAUAAACCUGAUAGUAAAGUCAAGUGUGUCCUCCAUCUGACUGAAUCAGAGCUUAAGAUUAUCCGAAAGAAUAGAAAUUUACUCUUAGACCUUGGAGCAAUGCUGUUCUGGGACCACAAAUACGAUAACAUUCGUGGAGAUCAUGCUUACUUUCAUCAUAAUGAAAGCAUAAAUGAGAAGAAGGUCGAAUUUCAAAUAAGUGGAAGCUAUACAGAAGUUGAGAGAACCAAAGAAGCGUCUAUUUACCUUCUCAAUUAUGAGCGUAAAAUUGAGAAAGAGCAAAUUGUUGUUAUUGAAAUUGACAUGUGGGUUCCUAAAAUUCUCAUCAGAAAAGUCAUAGGAUAUCAAGAAAAGCAUGUUAUCGAGUACUACAAGAAAUUUGAUGUUACAAUCUCUUAUGACUCUAACCUAAUCAAUGAUGAGUCUUACCCAAUUCAAGAGGAUACUAUGAUCACAAUUAAAGGAAAGAAAGCAUUUGCAGAAAUUGUCUCAAACGACAUCAACGAAAGAGUUUCAAGCCUCAUUGUUAAAACUCUUCAUCUUGCACCAGCUGAUUGUAAAUACCUCAAAGAAAAGAUUUGUCAGCUGAAGUGUAGAAUCGACCCUGCUGAGUUGAGAAUUUGAAGAACAACAAAGAUUCAAAAGAACACUAACAUAAACCAUCCCUUCUUCUACAUCCCCUCAUAUUUCAAAGAAGUACUUCUAAUUGGAGAUAAAUGUGAGGUAAAUAAAGCUGAAGAGGAAAUCUACAAAUUCCUUCGAGAGGAGAAGCCUGACGACCAGGAGUCUUGCUCUCUCAGUAUCCUAAUCCCCUUCAACAUUGACCCUGAAGAGUAUAAUUCAUAUACAGAGAGUAUCAGGAAUAGAUGUGGCAUCGAGAUUCAAACAUAUGAAGCUAUUCCUCCAAGAAAACACUCUACUACAAUCUUAAUAGGCACUUGGGACAAAAUUGUCAACGUAAAGAGAACCAUGGUUGAAUGGAUAGAGAAACAGAGAAAUAUGCAAAUGAGCAGAUGGAAUGAGUAUGACAAGUUUGACAAAAUGAUCCUCAAUCAGCAGAUCAGGUUUACCUACAAAAGCCUUAAAAGAUAUAUCAUUGAGAAGCAUGUAAAAUAUCUCAAACACUGGGACCUUACUAGCACUAUUGUGCUUAGAGAUGCUAUCAAAGAGCCGGAAACUUUUACUAAAGAGAACAAAGCUUAUUAUGAUAUGGUCAAAGGAGAAACUGAAAGCUUAAAGUUCUUCAUGAAGCAAGUCGACAACGAAACAGCUGUCAAUAUUUUAUUUGCCUGCUCAAAAAAUGAAUUCAGCAAGAUAAUGGAUAAGUUUAGUCUCAGGAAGAGAGAAAUUAUUGAGAAAUGCUACAAUCUUUUAGCAGAUAACAUGAGGGAAUAUAACUUCAUGGAUCAAUACUCAAGACCCUACGACAAUUAUGGUCAAACCACAUAUCAUGAUAACUCGAGAAAUAGGUAUGAUGAUUCUAGAAACAGAUUUUCUUAUUCAAGAGGAGGUUACAAUGACUACUCUAAGAGGAAUUCCAACAACUGCUAUAAUGAUAAAUAUUCUUAUCACAACUAUGAUAAUGAGAAGCCUGUUUAUAGUGGGAGAUUUAAAGACAUGUUUAAAGAUGCCUCUGCUCAAGAGACAACAGAGAACAAAACCACUGAAGUAAAUGAGGCUAUAAGCAUCAUUGAGAAACCAAGAUCUCCCCAAACUUCUGAAGUGAAGAGAUCGGCUUACAAGAGCGAAUCCUCUGGUUUCUAUACUCGUAGCAGAGACAGGUCUGAGAAGAGAUCAAGAUAUCAUUCUAGAGGUGACGACAGGCAUAGCUACAGAGAUUACAGAGAUUACAAAGAUUACAAGGACUAUAAAGACUACCGCAGAUCCAGUCAUAGAAGUUCAAGACAUAGAAGAUCAUCCAGCAGGAGGUCUUCAAGCAGAUCUCACCAUCGCCACAGAAGAUAUUAA
Molecule: messenger RNA, 5355 nt
Organism: Moneuplotes crassus
Lineage: Eukaryota; Ciliophora; Spirotrichea; Euplotida; Euplotidae
Source: the annotation of a GenBank genome assembly